Molecule: messenger RNA, 1721 nt
Organism: Rhagoletis pomonella (apple maggot)
Lineage: Eukaryota; Metazoa; Arthropoda; Insecta; Diptera; Tephritidae
Product: 5'-AMP-activated serine/threonine-protein kinase catalytic subunit alpha-like
Exons: 9
Coding region: 116-940 (274 amino acids)
Source: RefSeq, a predicted model, not a curated record
ACGAAACGUUAGUACAUGUGUGGACGCUUACGUAGAUAUAACGAAACUGGCCGUGCGUGCCGUGUUCUAUUAUUUUUGUAUAUCGCAUAUGACAAUAAAUUUAUUUUAAUCAAAUAUGCUGAAAACCAGGGCCGAAAAGGCUCGUGAGUAUCGGCGAAGACUAAGAGGAAAUAAGCCUAAACCACCGCCAAAAACUUCAACAGAACGUGUCCGUGAAUUUCGUGCACGCCGAAAGGCGUUAUUAAAUGAGCAAGAUAGUGAUUCCGCUACGGAUAAUAACGCGUCCACAGUGCAAAAUAGUGAAAACGUUUGUAACAAUUUCUCGGUGGAUGAAUUCGAUUUGCAAGAGAAUGCUUCUAUUGGUUUUAAUAACGAAAAUUAUCAUUCUCAUAUUAUGAAUCACAACUCAGGUAACUCUACAAUGGAUUUAAAGCUUGAAUUUUCGGUUUCCCCUACGCAUGAUAACGCGUUCACUGUGCAAAAUAGUGAAAAUGAUCGUGAUAAUUUUACGGUGGAUGAAUUAGAUGUGCAAGAAAAUGCUUCUAUGGGACAUAAUAAUGAAACUAAUAAUUGUAACUGCCCAGCGGAUGUAAAGCUUGAAUUUCUGGACUGCCCUACGCAUGAUAACGCGUCCACUGUGCAAAAUGGUAAAAACGUUUGUAAUAAUUUCCCGGCGGAUGAAUUAGGUGUGCAAGAAAAUGCUUCUAUUGGAAAUAAUAAUGAAAAUGAUCAUUGUAACUUUCCAGCGGAUGUAAAGCAAGAAUUUCUGGAUGCCCCUAAUCAUGAUAACGCGUCCACCGUGAAAAAUAGCGAAAACGGUUCAGAUAAUUUACCGGUGGAUGAAUUAGACGUACAAGAAAAUGGUUCUAUUCGACCAAAUAAUGAAAAUGAUCAUUGUAACUUCCCAGCAGAUGUGAAGCUUGAAUUUCAGGACCUAUAAUUUCUUCGAAAUAAAGAAUUUAAAAAUAAAAAUACACCUGCGUUCUUACCAUCACUGGAUGAAAGACUUGCCUCGCCGUGAAAUACGGUUGAGACACGUCCAUGGGCAAUACGCAAUUUAGGUGCAAAUUAUUAUUGUGCCAGUCGACUUGAAUAAUAUGGUGAAACAUUUACCUCGAAAUAUUGAUGAUGAUCAUUAUAUAAACGUUCGUAUAAAGAGGAAGACAAUGCACAAAUCAAGCUAUUUAGUGGGACUGGUAAAUGAAAGAAGACUUCGUUGGCGUCAAUACUUGCUUCAAACACCACUUUAUGUUAUGCACUAUAAAAAUAUGUAUGAAGGAUUCCGGGCAUGCAGUGAAAUGGGACUCCCUCAGCAAGACCUCGAAGGAGCGUUUUUGGAGCACUCCGGGUAUGGAGUAAAAAAGGACUCUCGCAGCAACACUUCGAAGGAGCAUUUUCGGAGUGCUCCGAGGAAUGGAGUAAAAACAGAACCAAAGUUGGUUUUUCGUAUCUUGUUUUUUUUUUUCAUCUAGUCAGUAAGAUUUGUAAUGAAAUAUACUGAAAAAAUUUAAAACCAAUUGAAUUUUUGUAAGUGAAAAUAUAUAUGUAUAUGUGACCAAUAUUUAAUGUCUGGUAAUAAUUAAAUUAAUUAAGACAAUGUCCAAACGAAAACUCAUAAAAAACAAUCCGAAAGAAUUAUUGCUUCGUUAAUUAAAGUCAUUCGUAACAACCAAGAACAUUAUUGUUUUAUUUAGAGUACUCAGCAUAUCCCUGCGGGGAAA